AUAAUCUAGUUUUAAGUAAAUAACAAGAUGGCAGCCCUCCUGCGAAACCCUAGAAUGAAAGUGAUAUCAACAAGUACCCGAAAAGUCAAUACAUUUAUUACACUGAACACAAUAAAUCAACUCGAGGGACGAACUGCUUCAAGCAUGUGCCAUGCACAUCCAUUUCUACGCUCGUAUUUAAGUAAAAGUGGUAUGUUUUCGAAAUGUUCUCUCGGUCGUGCGUUGCAUCAGCCGUCUCGGACUCGCCUGGAACAUAACUGCAGAAACGUUUUUAAAUUUAACUCAAUCUCCACACGUUCAUUACACAACCCUGGAGAUGUUUUUGUAAAUUCUCACCAGACAACUAUGUCAAAUAGACUUGUAUCAAAAUUUUCUUCAAAUUUUUUGCAUAAACAUUUGAGAUCCCUUUCUCAUUUUCAAUCAUCCACUGCCUCUUUGCCUCUUUUGUCAACAAAUAACUCAAAAUAUUGCAUUUCAAGACCAUUUACCACCUCAUCUGCUAAUUUGCAAAAGAAAAAUGAUGAUGAUGGUGAAGAAUCCAAAAAAAAUGAAACAGAUGAAACAACUGAAGAACCACCUGAAAUAGUCAGCGGUUUUCCACCUAUUGCUGCUUUAACUACGAUGUCAGUACCAGAAUUUCUUCCUGUUGUUCCUGUCAUAGCAAUUAGCAGAAACCCAGUAUUCCCUCGAUUUGUAAAAAUGAUUGAGGUUACCCAUCCAGAUUUAAUGGAACUGAUCAGAAGAAAAGUUAAAUUCAAUUUACCUUAUGCUGGUGUGUUUCUAAAAAAAGAUGAAUCAAAUGAAUCUGAUGUUGUUGACCGAUUGGAUGAUGUGUAUAAGGUUGGAACCUUUGUCCACAUAACUGAAAUGCAUGAUCUUGGUGACCGUUUGCGCAUGAUUGUAAUGGCUCACAGACGAAUCAACAUAGUUGGCUUGGGUGUUGAAAAUGAGGCAGAUUUACUACCAGAUCAGACCCGUGACAAGGUAAAAAGAAAAAGAAGACGAAAUGGCAAAAAGGAAUCUGAUGUUGAUAAAAAAGAUGAUGCUCCAGAAAUUUCAUCUAGUACAGGAUCAUCUCUUCUGGGAAACCUUUUUGGCAGUGAUAAAGAAUCUUCAACAGAAAGCCCAAGACAGGUUCCCAAGACACCCUCCCAUGUGCUGCUUGUUAAGACAGAGAACAUCACUCAUGAGCCAUAUGAAAGCAAUGAUGAAAUUAAGGCAUUGACCUCAGAAGUUGUAAAAACAAUAAGAGAUAUAAUUGCAAUGAAUCCAUUGUAUAGAGAAAAUCUUGCCCAGAUCAUUCAGGCUGGCCAGAGGGUGAUUGAUAACCCAGUUUACAUCAGUGAUUUAGGUGCUGCUUUAACUGCUGGGGAACCUCGAGAGUUGCAGGAAGUGUUGGAAGAAAGAAAUAUUGCAAAGAGACUGAUGCUGGCUCUGUCAUUGUUGAAAAAAGAAUUUGAACUAAGCAAGUUGCAGCAGAGAAUUGGUAAAGAAGUUGAAGAAAAGGUAAAAAAACAGCACAGAGAAUACAUCCUCAGAGAACAGCUGAGAAUCAUCAAGAAAGAGCUGGGUCUUGAGAAAGAUGAUAAGGAUGCUAUUGAAGAGAAAUUCCGUUCUCGGCUUAAGGAUUUGGUUGUACCAGCACAUAUCAAAGAAGUGAUUGAUGAAGAGCUUAGUAAACUUUCAUUUCUUGAUAAUCAUUCUUCUGAAUUCAAUGUCACUCGAAACUACUUGGAUUGGUUAACUGGGCUGCCUUGGGGAAAGUACAGUGAGGAAACACUGAAUCUGGAGAACGCACAAAAGAUUUUAGAUGAGGAUCACUAUGGCAUGGAAGAUGUGAAGAAAAGAAUCCUGGAGUUUAUUGCGGUCAGCCAACUGAAAGGUCACACGCAGGGGAAGAUACUGUGUUUCUAUGGUCCGCCAGGAGUGGGUAAAACAAGUAUUGCCAAGUCCAUAGCCAGGGCGCUGAACAGGAAGUAUUUUAGAUUUAGUGUGGGAGGUAUGACAGAUGUAGCUGAAAUAAAAGGCCACAGACGAACCUAUGUUGGUGCCAUGCCAGGCAAAAUGAUCCAGUGUUUAAAGAAGACAAAGACAGAAAACCCACUUGUACUAAUUGAUGAAGUGGAUAAGAUUGGGCGGGGCUACCAGGGAGAUCCAUCAUCCGCUCUACUUGAACUGCUGGACCCAGAACAGAACCAUAAUUUUUUGGACCAUUAUCUUGAUGUAACAGUCGACCUCAGCAAGGUACUUUUUAUCUGCACAGCUAAUGUGAUAGAGACCAUCCCAGAGCCUUUGAGGGACAGAAUGGAAAUGAUUGAUGUAUCUGGCUACGUAGCUGAAGAAAAGAUGAAUAUAGCUAAUCAAUAUUUAGUACCACAAGCAAUAGAGAAUACAGGAAUAGAUAAGAACAAGAUGCAGAUUACAAAUGAGGCAAUGAGUGCACUCAUUAAGUCUUAUUGCAGAGAAAGUGGAGUAAGAAAUCUUCAAAAACAUAUUGAAAAGAUCUACAGAAAAGCAGCAUUGAAGGUGGUGAAAGAAAAAGUUGAAAGCAUAUUGGUUGACCAAAACAAUCUUCACGAGUAUGUCGGCAAACCUUUGUUCACACAUGAUCGCAUGUAUGAUGUAACUCCUCCAGGUGUGGUUACUGGGCUGGCCUGGACUGCUAUGGGCGGUUCAACAUUAUUUAUUGAAACUGCCAUCAAGAAACCUCUACAGAACCUGAGCAGUGGCGCCACUCCUGAGACUGGCUCUCUAGAACUGACUGGAAGUCUGGGCAAUGUGAUGAAAGAAAGUGCACAUUUAGCUUACACAUUUGCUAAAGCUUUUACUUGUUCAAAGUAUCCUGAGAAUGACUUUAUGCAGAGAGCCAGUAUACACUUGCAUGUACCAGAGGGUGCCACCCCCAAGGAUGGACCAAGUGCUGGGUGCACAAUUGUAACAGCACUUCUGUCACUGAUGCUAAACAAACCUGUGAGACAAAACCUGGCCAUGACAGGCGAGGUUUCCCUGACAGGCAAGGUUUUACCUGUUGGAGGAAUCAAGGAAAAAAUUAUUGCUGCCAAAAGAACAGGGGUGACUACUGUUAUUUUACCUGCUGAAAACAAGAAAGAUUACUCUGACCUGCCCACAUUUAUCACAGAUGGUAUUGAGGUCCAUUUUGUUGAGAACUAUGAGGAAGUGUUUAAAUUAGCCUUCUAAGAGCCCCUGCCUUUGUUUAUAUAAAAACUAUACCACAUGGACACCAGACAUGUUUGUGUAAUAAUUGUUGAAGCCAGUCACCUGUGUACAGAUUCUUGUUUGUUAAACAAAAACUAGAUUAAACUUUUUAACUAUCUACUGAUGUAUUUUAUUUUAUUUUACUGUAAUUGUAUAGUAAAUAAUCAGUGCAUACAGAAGAAAAGAUUAAAUUGUUCCAAACUGGAAAAGAUAUUUUACUACCCAUUCGAUUAGAUAAAAAUCACUAACCAUCUCUCUUUAUUUCUAUUGUAAAGUUGGUCGUAAUUGUUAGCUAUUACACCAUAGUGUUCUGUUGUUUUUUUUUUUGGAUUUCCCAGAGGUUUCUAUACUUUUUAUAUUGUUUGUUAUUUCAAAUAUAAAUUAUGACAGUUUUACUAGCCCAGAAAAUUGUGUGUGUAAGGAAUUUUUGUGUGAGUCUGUUACAUAUUUGUCAAUAAAGAUUUUUUUUGUUCUCGCA
Physella acuta is the source of this 3694-nucleotide messenger RNA. Its product is annotated as lon protease homolog, mitochondrial. Gene Ontology annotation, molecular function: ATP binding; serine-type endopeptidase activity; single-stranded DNA binding. Gene Ontology annotation, cellular component: mitochondrial matrix. Lineage: Eukaryota; Metazoa; Mollusca; Gastropoda; Physidae. The record is from RefSeq and is a predicted model, not a curated record. Gene Ontology annotation, biological process: protein quality control for misfolded or incompletely synthesized proteins; protein catabolic process; chaperone-mediated protein complex assembly.